Messenger RNA from Trichophyton benhamiae CBS 112371, 1158 nucleotides. RefSeq lists its product as uncharacterized. The coding region runs from base 1 to 1158 and encodes 385 amino acids. Lineage: Eukaryota; Fungi; Ascomycota; Eurotiomycetes; Onygenales; Arthrodermataceae. The transcript has 4 exons. The record is from RefSeq and is a predicted model, not a curated record.
AUGCAUGCGGAUGACGAUUAUGAUGAUGAUGGGCCGGACCUGGAACUGCUGGAACUGCUCCGGCAGUCCCUCGGCCUGGGGGGAGGCAACUCAAAAACACCGCCGCCAGCAGAGACAAAGGUUCUCGAGGGCGCAAAGUUCAUCUUUGACAACGCUAUAGAUGUUGCCCUUGACCCUAAGGGAACCAAGUCGGCUGCCAAAAAUAUUUGGAAGAUGAUGCAGGAAAAAGAGUACUCGACUGAGUCAUGGUCAGCCCAUGAGUUGCAUCCCAAAGCUAAAGACGAGUCCACUGUCAACUUUAUAUUCACCAUGGAUCUUCUCAACUUCAGCUUCUGGUCUGAACUUGAUGCGUCGAAGAGAUUCGCGGUUGAGUAUCGGGGUAGGAAAUGGACUGGUUAUUGGAGUCUGGUCGCUGCCUUGCAGAGGGCCCUUGAUGAGGAGAUACCCAUUACGAGCUCCGACUUUUGGCAAGAUGAAAAUGAGUGCACAGAUGAAGUGCUGAGGCAUGUUUUCCGGUCUGCCACUGACGAGGAGAUUCCUCUUCUUGAGGAACGCAUCGCCUGUCUACGAGAAGCAGGAUCAGUUCUCUAUGAGAAAUAUGAAUGUAGUUUUGCCAACUGUAUUGCAGAAGCCAAUGGUUCAGCAGCAGCUUUGGUCAACCUCCUGGCUCAGAACUUCCCUUGUUUCAGAGACGAGGCCGAGUUCUGUGGGAAGAAAGUCCGGUUCUACAAGCGGGCCCAGAUCCUCGUUGCUGAUUUAUGGGCCUGCUUCCAAGGUCAGAGUUACGGAGAGUUUCAUGAUAUAGACAAAAUAACCAUGUUUGCCGAUUAUCGUAUCCCUCAAAUGCUUAAUCAGCUUGGUUGUCUGCUUUUCUCUCCGCCGCUGGAGAGUGUUAUUCGGCAGCACAAGCUCAUACCUAGUGGCCAUCAGCGGGAGGUCGAGCUUCGUGGUGCCAGCAUCUGGGGCGUGGAGCUAAUAAGGCGAGAGAUACAAGAGCUUCAACGGCAGAGGAAUGGCCAUCAUGAAGCUAAUGGAUCCAAACCUUUACAUAUCAACGCCAUCUUGAUUGACUUUUUCUUAUAUGAUAUGGUCAAGGAUAUGGAGGCGGACGGGAAAGAGACUAUGCCACAUCAUCGGACAAGAAGUAUCUGGUACUAA